AUGUCUGUGUAAUUCGCGACGCAGCCGGGAAACGCCGUGUAAUGAAAAUGGAGUCUGACACCUGUCAUCGCCCCAGAGAACUUGAAGGUAUUGCGCUGAAUUUAGGAGAGCUAGACCUUACUUCAGAUGACUUUCUAUUGGAAGAAGUGGAUGUUCACAUUCAAGAAAAUUUAGAAGAUGAAUUUGUUAAGGAGGCAUUAAAAACGGGAGUUGAUCUGCGACAAUAUUCCAAACAGAUAGAGUGUGAGUUACUACAGGUUGAGAAUGCAUCCAUUCAAGAUUAUAUCAAGGAAAGUGAGAAUAUUGCCAGUCUUCAUAAACAGAUAGCAGCCUGUGAUACUAUACUAGAGAGAAUGGAGGAGAUGUUGAAUGGGUUCCAGUCUGACUUGAGCAGUAUCAGCACAGAGAUCCAGUCUUUACAAGAGCAAAGUAUAGCAAUGAAUGUCAAAUUGAAAAACAGACAGUCAAUACGAGGAGAGCUGAGUCAGUUUGUAGAUGAAAUGGUCAUACCUGAAUCUAUGAUCAAUCAUAUAUUGGAUACCCCUGUAACUGAGAGAGAGUUUCUAGAACAGCUACAUGAACUCAAUCACAAGAUAAACUUUGUGAAGGAACAGUCAUUUAGAGAUGCUAGGUCUUGUCUUGAUGUGAGAGAUAUACUUGAGAAACUGAAAAUAAAGGCAAUAGCAAAGAUCAGAGAGUUUCUGUUGUUGAAGAUAAAUUCCUUCAAGAAACCAAUGACUAACUACCAGAUACCACAAGAUACAAUGUUAAAAUUCAGGUUUUUCAAUGAGUUUUUGAUGACCAAUGAAAGACAUGUUGCUAAGGAGGUUAGAGACGAGUACAUGGAUACGAUGAGCAAAAUCUACUUCUCCUAUUACAAGGGAUAUCUCAGCAGAUUGAUGAAGUUACAGUUUGAAGAAGUAGCAACCAAAGAUGAUCUGAUGGCUGUGGAUGAAACUGCCAAGAAAGGUUUCUUUACUAGCAAGACAAUCCUGAAGAACAGGUCAACAGUAUUUACAGUUGGUAACCGUGGUGAAGUACUGACCACUGAGUUAGAGGCCCCUAUCAUUGUACCUCAUGCUGCACAGAAAUCUGAAAACAGGUACACAUUUGAGAGUUUAUUCCGAAGUUUACAUUUUGCUCUGAUGGACAAUGCAUGCAGGGAGUACCUGUUCCUCACAGAUUUCUUCAUGGCGUCGGGAACCUCGGCUAUAGACCUGUUUAAUACUGUGUUUGGCAAAACACUCUCUAUUUACCUGAAAUCAAUGGAGGAGCAUAUAAAUGAAUGUUAUGAUUCUAUAGCCAUUUUCCUUUCCAUCCAUAUAGUGCAUCGAUUCCGCUCAAUUAUGGAAAAUAGAGGGGUACCAGCACUGGAAAGGUACUGGGAUAGUAUAUUACACAUAAUGUGGCCUCGUUUUGAAUACAUCCUGGUUCUAAACAUACAAAGUGUACGUGACUGUGAUCCAGAGAGGCUGGGCCAUAUUGAUGUCAGACCUAACUAUAUAACAAGACGGUAUGCUGAGUACUCUGCGGCAAUAUUAGGUAUCAACCAGUCAUACCCAGAUGAAAGAGCAGACAGGAUUCUGGGACAGCUACAAACAGAGGUCGAAAACUUUAUUCUAAAACUAGCAGCAGAAUUUCCACACAGGAAGGAGCAGCUGAUUUUCCUAAUUAACAACUAUGAUAUGAUGUUAGGUGUAAUUACAGAGAGGACAACAGAAGACUCAAAAGAGUCUGAAAGUUUCAAAGAGCUGCUAACAGCACGGACACAUGAGUUUAUUGAGGAAGUACUUACACCACAUUUUGGUGGUAUGAUCAUGUUUGUGAAGGAUUGUGAAGCACAUAUUGAGAGGGGGAAUAUGGAGGCUUUAAGACAUGAAGAAAGGAGGGUAACACAGCUUGUUAAAGGUUUUAAUGCUGACUGGAAGAGAGCUCUAGAAUAUAUCAACCAGGAAGUGAUGAGAUCCUUUACCAACUUUAAAAAUGGAACACAGAUAUUACAGGGAGCUUUAACCCAGCUGAUACAGUACUACCAUAGGUUCCAGAAAGUGUUGAACCAGGGACCUCUACGUAAUCUACAGAUCAGAAAUGAACUUAUCAAUAUACAUCAUGUCAUGGUGGAAGUGAAGAAAUAUAAACCUACAUUCUGAAAAUGGGCUGCUGACCUACGUCAGUGUAACAUCUGGGCUGCUGACCUAUGCCAGUUUAACAUCUGGACUGCUGACCUACAUCUGUUUAACAUCUGGGCAGCUGACCUACUUCAGUUUAACAUCUGGACUGCUGACCUACGUCUGUUUAACAUCUGGGCUUCUGACCUACUUCAGUCUAACAUCUCGACUGCUGACCUACGUCAGUAAAACAUAUGGGCUGCUGACCUACGUCAGUAUAACAUAUGGGCUGCUGACCUAUGUCAGUAUAACAUAUGGGCUGCUGACCUACAUUCUAGCAGUUGUUCAUGGUUAUGAUCUGGAGGUGCUAGUCUGGAAAAUAGUGUGUUAAUUUACAAUGGUUGGUGCAAAAGUUAUAAGAAUAGUCAAGUUUAAAGGAAAUAAGAUUGUACACAGUGCUUAAAGAAAGAUAAAAACAUUGGAAGAGUAAGCUCUAGAAAGUGACACCACUAGCCUGUCAGAGAGGACAUUUAGACUGGGUCUAGACUGAAUAUAAGUGGGAUGACCAUUCCUGAGGGUUGUGGCAAAGUUUGAAUAUGAGUAAUACAAGUUAUGUGAUAAGACAUAUGUUUCAUACGUGUUAAACAUGUUGGAGUAAAUGAUAGUCAUUAUUUCAUUUCAUGGGCAGAAAAUUACUCUGCAACAAAUAAUGAUUUCACAGUACAUACAUAUUUUUAAUUCAUUCCUUUUUAGCUCAUCUGAGCACAAAGUGCUCAUGGUGAGGUAUUGUGAUCAUGCUGUGUCCGUUGUGCGUCCUUCCGUCAAGUCAUCUGUCGUCAACAUUUGUGUUUAAACGACAUCUCGUCCAAAACCUAUGAAUGGAUUUUGAUAAAACUUGGCCAUGAUGUUCCUUGUGUGGUCCUCUACCAAACAUGGCUGCCAGAGGGUGUGGUCGCUUUCCCUGUAUGUAUAUAGUGGAAACUUUAAAAAUCUUCUUGUUUGAAACUGCAAGCCCGAUUUUAAAAUAAUUUUACACAAAUGGUUCUUGUGUGACCCUCUACCAAGAUUCUUCAGAUUAUUCUGAUUUGUCAAAAAACAUGGCUGCCAGGGGGCGUGGUCACUUUUCUUCUCUGAAUCAGUAAUAGCUAGAGCCUUGAUAUUUGGCAUGUGAUAUCAGAUUUGUAAUGUCUACCAUAAUUGUUCAAAUUAUUGCUUUAGGUUCAUGUAUAUAAUAUAGGCUAACAUAGAAGAAACCUAACUCUGUACUUAUACAAACACACUUGAAGCCUUGUACACAGGUGAGCGCUUUAGGUUCAAUGACCCUCUUGUUUAAGUAUUAGCUUCAUACAGAAUCCAAAUGAAAUUGUAUACACUGUACUACAUUCUCAUUCCAAAUAUUUUACAAUACUAGUAUGCUCCAAACAUAUACAGAUUGUUACGUAAAUGAAUUUUUAUCAAUUUAUAUAAAUUGUAAUUAUAUUACUUGUUACAUUUAUUUUAAAAAUACAUGUGCAAAGUGCUUGUUACCAAUCAUUGUGCAAUAAAUAAAUCUAAAAAACAAC
This is a messenger RNA of Mercenaria mercenaria, 3670 nucleotides long. Its product is annotated as vacuolar protein sorting-associated protein 52 homolog. Gene Ontology annotation, cellular component: GARP complex. Lineage: Eukaryota; Metazoa; Mollusca; Bivalvia; Venerida; Veneridae. Gene Ontology annotation, molecular function: syntaxin binding. Gene Ontology annotation, biological process: endocytic recycling; Golgi to vacuole transport; lysosomal transport. The record is from RefSeq and is a predicted model, not a curated record. The coding region runs from base 42 to 2150 and encodes 702 amino acids. The transcript has 19 exons.